AUGGAUUCAGCAAAGGGCUGGUUUCAGAAGCGGCAGAUGCGUGGAGGAUCGAAAUAUAAAGGUGGUUCAGGUGGUGAUGGUAGUAAUGUCUCUACCGAUGAACAACCUAAGGUGGAAACUGAUGAAGAAGCUGUCUCAAACACUACCAAACAGAAAGUUGCAGCAGCUAAACAAUACAUUGAGAAUCAUUACAAAGAACAGAUGAAGAUUCUGCAAGAGAGGAAAGAAAGGAGAAGCAUGCUAGAGCAGAAGCUGGAAGAUGCUGAUGUGUCUGAAGAAGAUCAAAACAAUCUUCUCAAGUUUCUGGAGAAGAAGGAGACAGAGUACAUGCGCCUUCAACGCCAUAAGCUAGGCGUUGCUGAUUUUGAUUUGCUUACCAUGAUUGGGAAAGGUGCUUUUGGGGAGGUUAGAGUUUGUAGAGAAAAGACGACUGGUCAAGUUUAUGCAAUGAAAAAGCUCAAGAAAGACGAGAUGCUUCGCAGAGGCCAGGUUGAGCAUGUGAGAGCAGAGAGGAACUUACUUGCGGAAGUGGACAGUAACUACAUUGUUAAGCUUUACUGUUCGUUUCAAGAUGAUGAUCACCUUUACCUUGUGAUGGAGUAUCUACCUGGUGGUGAUAUGAUGACUCUACUAAUGCGCAAAGAUACUCUGACUGAAGAAGAGGCCAAGUUCUAUGUCGCUGAGACACUUCUUGCUAUCGAGUCCAUCCACAGGCACAAUUACAUCCACAGGGAUAUCAAGCCGGACAACUUACUGCUUGACAGAUAUGGGCAUCUGAGACUGUCGGAUUUCGGGCUGUGUAAACCUUUGGACUGCAGUGCCAUUGGAGAAAACGAGUUUUCAAAUGGAUCCACUACGGAGCAAGAGGCCGGCGGGUCAGCUGCUCCAAAAAGAACACAGCAGGAACAGCUUGAACAUUGGCAGAAGAACAGGAGAAAGCUAGCUUAUUCGACUGUUGGAACACCAGAUUACAUAGCUCCAGAAGUUCUGUUGAAGAAAGGCUAUGGAAUGGAAUGUGACUGGUGGUCUCUUGGAGCUAUCAUGUACGAAAUGCUAGUAGGAUAUCCUCCUUUUUAUGCAGAUGAUCCUAUGUCAACCUGUAGAAAGAUAGUAAACUGGAAAAGUCAUCUGAAGUUUCCAGAGGAAGCAAUAUUGUCGCGGGAAGCAAGAGAUCUUAUCAACAACCUUUUGUGCAGUGUCAGACGUAGGCUUGGUUCCAAAGGUGCUCAUGAAAUAAAGGCUCAUCCAUGGUUUGAAACUGUUGACUGGGAUACAAUAUUCGAUAUGGAUGCUGCGUUUGUUCCAGAGGUCAAUGACGAUUUAGACACUCAGAAUUUUGAGAAGUUUGACGAGUCAGAAUCACAAACUCAAACAUCUUCCAAGUCUGGCCCAUGGAGGAAGGCAAAGCUACUCCCUGAAAAGAUUCAACAUUGCCUUCUUAUUACAUUCAUUUAUGUGUACUCAAUUCCGCUUUUAUUUCUGCAGAUGCUGUCGUCAAAGGAUAUAAACUUUGUAGGGUACACUUACAAGAACUUCGAGAUCGUUAAUGAUUACCAAGUUCCUGGAAUGGCGGAGUUAAAGAAGAAGAAUAAGUCGAAGAGACCACCAAUGGUCAAAUCACUCUUCGAUGGUGGAUCUGCAGAGACAUCGGAUUCGUCAGAAACAAAGACGAGAUCGGAUUGUGAUCGACCUCCUCCUACUCCACCAGUGGUUCAGGGAAGCUUUCUGAAACUUCUACCACCAGAACUUGAAACUAGUGGUCAAGGUUUAAUGAUUUCUACAUUCAUGUAUAAGGUUCAAAUCUCAUGCUACGCAGUUUCUACACCAAGAGAUAUGGGUUUCAACUCCCGGACAAUGAAAAUUAUGCAGAAAAUUGGAGAAAAAGACUUACAAGAGAUCUUCAGCAUGACACAAAGAGUACCGUCAGGAAUAAAUCUCAUAGGGCGGCUCAAGAUGAUGCAGUCAGAUGUGAAUCAUCAUAAAACAUGUAGAAUUGUCGACUAUAAUAUCAUAUUUGUAAUGUUACUCGUAGUUUGUAAUAACAUAAUUAACUAUACAGAAAGGGAAAUCAAGACAUUCCAAACCAUUCUAUUUUUCUCUUUAAUACUGCGUUGUUUCCUUAAUUUUAGGAUUUCAUUAUUAAUUAAUUUCGACCAAACAAUUAAUUUAGGAUAUUCAAGAGGAUUGGAUUGGAUGUUUUGUUGUCCAUUUAUGUGGAAAUCCGGAGGAGAAGAUUUGCAAGGUUUCUAUCCUGUUCGUCCUGAAUGUCAAUCUGAUGUUCCCAGGACCCGCUUCAAAUCAAGGGCUGGAAAGACUCUGAGUGCUAGAAGAUGGCACGCUGCCUUUACUGAAGAUGGCCAUUUGGAUAUGGAAAAAGUUCUCAGACGUAUUCAGCGUGGAGGUAUUCAUCCCUCAAUCAAAGGCGCUGUUUGGGAGUUUUUGUCCGGAUGCUACGAUCCUGACAGCACUUUUGAUGAAAGGACCAAGCUCAGGAAUCUAAGAAGGGAGCAGUACGGUGCAUGGAAAGAAGAAUGUAAGAAUAUGGUUCCUGUCGUUGGUAGCGGCAAGUACAUCACAAUGGCUGUGGUUUCAGAAAAUGGGCAACCAAUAGACGACUCCUCUGUUGAAAACCAAGGAUGGGUCGUCAAAACCGCUGUUACUGACGACAGGGUGCUCCAAUGGAUGCUCUCUUUGCAUCAGAUCGGCCUUGACGUCGCUAGAACAGAUCGGUAUCUUUCCUUUUAUGAGAAUGAUAUCAAUCAAUCAAAACUGUGGGAUGUUCUUGCCAUAUAUACUUGGUUGAAUCUUGAUAUCGGUUAUGUUCAGGGAAUGAAUGACAUAUGUUCCCCAAUGAUCAUCCUCUUUGAGGAUGAAGCCGAUGCUUUCUGGUGCUUUGAGCGUGUUAUGAGAAGACUGAGAGAGAAUUUCAGGGCAACAGCAACAUCAAUGGGUGUCCAGACCCAGCUGGGUGUGCUCUCACAGGUCAUUAAAACGGUUGAUCCUCGGCUCCAUCAACAUCUAGAGGAUCUGGAUGGUGGGGAGUAUCUGUUUGCUAUAAGGAUGUUGAUGGUACUUUUCAGGAGAGAAUUCUCCUUCCUAGACGCUUUGUACCUUUGGGAGCUGAUGUGGGCUAUGGAGUAUAAUCCAAACAUGUUUGCAACAUACGAGGAACUAGAAAGCCGAAACAACAACGCAGCAGACGAUCCCAAGUUAUUAAAACGUUACGGCAAGUUUGAGAGGAAAUACGUGAACAGCGGAACGAACGAGCGACAUAGCAAUACGAUUGCUGUUUUCGUGGUUGCUAGCGUUCUGCAGACAAAGAACAAACGUCUCUUGAAGGAAGCUAAGGGCCUAGACGACGUUGUUCAGAUACUAGGAGACAUCGCGGGUAAUCUUGACGCCAAAAAAGCCUGUAAAGAAGCGUUGAAGAUCCAUGAGAAGUUCCUCAAAAAGGCUAAUAGCGGUAAUAGGCAAUGA
Molecule: messenger RNA, 3477 nt
Organism: Eruca vesicaria subsp. sativa (arugula)
Lineage: Eukaryota; Viridiplantae; Streptophyta; Magnoliopsida; Brassicales; Brassicaceae
Source: the annotation of a GenBank genome assembly